AUGAGCAUCGCAGCGCUCUCCCCCAUCGCCCCUGAGCCUCCGUCCCCCAUGAUCACCUCAGUCACCCCGACCAUGGACCCCGACACCUCCACCACCUCCCCCUCUGCUGCCUUCACCCCCGCCCCUCUCAGCCUGGAGGCGGAGCAUCAGUCCCAGGAGGAUGGGGGCUCCUCACCUGGCCUGGGCCCCAGCAGAGGCGGCCUCACUGGGGGAGGACCUUACCUGGGGCGGGACUCCUCCCAUAGGUCAAAGAAACCCCCGCCCCUUCACACUGGAGCCGACUGGAAGGUGGUCCUCCACCUGCCGGAGAUCGAGAAGUGGCUGAGAGCGACGAGCGACCGAGUCACGCAGCUCACACACUCUGUGAGUCAGGACACCGACAACAGACACGUGGACGUCCACCUGGUGCAGCUCAAGGACGUCUGUGAGGACAUCUCGGAUCAUGUGGAGCAGAUUCACGCCCUGCUGGAGACCGAGUUCUCCCUGAAGCUCCUCUCCUACUCCGUCAACAUCAUCGUAGACAUCCGGACGGUGCAGCUGCUGUGGCACCAGCUCCGAGUCUCCGUCCUGGUCCUGAAGGAGCGUCUGCUGCAGGGCCUGCAGGACUCCAACGGAAACUUCACCCGGCAGACCGACAUCCUGCAGGCCUUCAGCCAGGACCAGCACCAGACUCGCCUGGACGCUCUGACUGAGGUGGACGACUGCGGUCAGCUGACCAUCCGCUGCAGCCAGGACUACUUCUCUUUAGACUGCGGCAUCACUGCCUUCGAGUUGAGCGACUACAGCCCAGGAGACGAGUCCGAGGCGAGGGAAGCCGAGGUGGAGGGCGAGGACGCCGCUCAGGAGCCCGAAACAACUCAAGUCCCACAUCCAGACCCAGAGGAGGAGGAGAGUCUCUGCCUCUCAAACCACAAACUCCACAACAGUUUACCUGAACUCGCCAAUCCCGCUGACUCGACAAACCACAACUUACCCACAAUGCAGUGCAAUGAGAGUGCAAAGCGCCCCCUGCAGGGUGUGAGCCACAGCACUGAGGUGUCCCCCACACGGCCGUCGCUCCCCAAGAGAGCCGCUCUCUUCUCAGACGGAGGAACCAGGGGGGAGGACUCCUGGGGAGGGGUGGGGAGCAUUAGUACGAUCUCUGGGCUCCAGUUCCAGGCCGAGCUGAGUCAGAGCACCCCCUCCCUCAUGGAUCCACCGGACCGCUCCAAGUUCUGGCUGGAGCUGGACUCGGUUUAUCCAGAGAAUGUUUCACAGUCCUACGAGAGUCUGCAGAUCAUGAACGGACGAAACCUCCAGAGAAACCGUCUGAGCUCCAGACAGGGAGGGCGCUCUCAGAGACAGAUACCCGACCAGAGGAGUUCAUAUGGGGCCAGAACAACCGUCGACGGCCCCCCGCCUCCCAAACACCCGGCGUCUCAGGGUGAAAUAUCCAAACAAAAUGAGAGGACGCAGAUGGAGGCACGUGCACACAACGAGGGGGACUCUGACUCCUCGCUGCCCUCCCCCAUGAGGGAGCAGUUCCUCUCCUCAGACAUGGAGGCGUCCGGAGAGGAGUCGGACCCCCGGCCGCGGCCCGGCAAGACAGCGGUGUGGAUCGUGAAGCGCCAUGGGCAGAAGGAGACCCAGGUGUCAGCAGGAGUCGACCCACAGAGAGAGCACUGGUACGGGUCAGAGGAGUUCCUGGCCCUCCCCGCUCAGCUCAAGAAGACGGAGAUGCUAGCCAUGAAGCUGGAGAGUCUGGCUCACUCCAUCCCAACGAGGCCCGGUGGUGGUGACUCUUCCCAGGAUGCGUUGCAGGAUGUGGAUGACUGGGAUUUGACGGAGCUCAACCAGGACUGGGAGGUGGGGGAGAGCGAGGACGAGAUGCCUUCUCUUCUGCCACCGCUGCUCCCCUACAGACGGAACCUGGUCAGACGCUUUAGCUCCACCUCCUCCAGCGAUUUUGCCCCCUCAUUGGACGAGAGCAUCGAGUCUGGUCCUCUGAGCGACCUGCAAUCCGAAGUGGACGACGGCCGGAGAUCUACGGAUCGCCGCCUGCAGCUGACGGCGCCCCCGCUGGACACGCGUGGAGGUGCGUCCCUGGUGCAGCGGCUGCUGCAGGACAUCCAGAACCAGGACAAAGACCCGGCCGUCUGGAAGAAAAUCGAGUGCUUCGUGCAGCAGUUGGACGGGUUCAUCUCGUGGCUGCAGGAGGCGCUUGACAGCACGGAAAACUGGACGCAGCCCAGACAGGAGCUGGAGAGCCUGAGGGUGUACCUGGACACACACCUGAGUUUCAAGCUGAACGUGGAGAGUCGCAGCGCUCUGAAGGACAGCAUAAUGGAGGAAGGCAGAGCUCUGCUCACCGUCAUCCCCUCUCACCAAUCAGGUCUGAAGGAAAUCCUCCAUAUGGUCUCCAGCCAAUGGGAUCAGCUCCUGCGGCAGAUCCGGCGCCAACAUGGCUGGAUGCUCCGCGCCCUGCGCUGCAUCCAGACCCGCCUCCUCUACACCAGCCAAUCACAAGAGCCCUCGGGCGACCCAUCGGCCAAUCGGCAGGCUUCGUGCCCAUCAGACGGCUUCAAGGCGGAGCUGAUCCCCAGUCAGUGUGAAGCCCAGCGAGCCGCCCUGGCGGAGCAGAUGGCUGUCAGGCUGAGCAGCCUGCAGUACCCGUCGUCUGCCAACAGGAGACUCUGCAGUCAGCUGGUCAGGAACAACAGUCUGCAAGAGUUUGAGGCCGAGUACCAGGAGCUCUGGGAUUGGCUGAUGGACAUGGACGCCAUGGUAACAGACAGUCACCAGCUGAUGAUGUCAGAGGAGCAGAGACAUCACCUCUUCAAGAGCAGCCACGCUGAGCUGAUGCUGAUGGAGAGCAAGAAGACCAGCCUGCUGGGUCGAGCCGAGUCUCUGAAGAGGAGCGGGACACAACUGCCUGGCGACUUCCACCCAAAAAUGCACAACCUGACGCACACCUGGAAACAGCUGGAGAAAAUCCUCUCGGAGCAUUCAGGAGCCGUGUCCUCCUCCUCCUCCUCUUCCUCCCAGUCGUCCAACAUGAACUCCCUGCAAGUCGGAGGUCGCGGCGCGGCGCAGGACAACCCUCGCUCGGCGCUCUCCCCGCUCACCAACUCUCUCCUGGAGCAGCUGGAGGCUCGGAUCAAGGAGCUGAAGGCGUGGCUGAGAGACACCGAGCUCCUCAUCUUCAACUCCUGCCUCGGACGGGACAAAGACGCCUCGGAGCAGCUGCACAGCUUCAAGUCUCUGUGUUCGGAGGUGCGAGCCCGACGCCGAGGAGUCGCCUCCGUCCUGAAACUCUGCCAGAAGCUGCUGCAACAGAGCCAGUCGGGCCCCAUGGCGGAGGUGGGCCCAGAGGCGGAGCAGCACCGGGAGGCCCUGCAGCUGCUGUCAAUCAACCUGGAGAGGAGGUGGGAGGCGAUCGUGAUGCAGGCGCUGCAGUGGCAGAACCGACUGAAGAGAGAGCUGGGGGAGCAGCAGGUUCCUGGAAGCGUCUUGGAACCGGGUCUAGUUGACCUCCACCACAUCAGCCCACUCCCAGCGGGUCCAGUGGCACCACCUCCAGACGACUCCUGGGAAUGGGAUGAAACUGAUAUGACAAUCACAGAGCCACAAGAAGAAGAAGAACAUCCCGACCUUAUGCACAACCUCCCCUUAGAACCAAAUCUGCCUUUGGACGGCAGUGCAGCCAAUGGGAAUCCACCCAAUGGGAUUCGUGCCAGUGUCACAGCCAAUCAGAGAUCCUCCUCAGAGGCUCAGCCCUAUCUUCCUCCGAACAACAAUAACAUUUAUCAGGUGUACAGCCUCCAUAGUGUCGAGUUAUACAGACAGCCUCAGUUUCCUCCUACUUCCUCCAUGUUGCACAAAUCAGGGAAACGGAAACAGCACAUUCUGCUAAAGAGCCUGAGUAAGGACUCCUCGUUUUCCUCCAUCGAAUCCCUCCCGGACAUCCUGGGUGGUUUAAUUCCAAACCGCCAAGGAGGAGAGAAACCCGUUGCGUACCGGGAUGGGGAGAGUGGCAGAGGAAGCGGCCAAUCUGCGAACAGUCGACGCUCAGAAAGCGAGAGUGGGAUCGUAAGCGAUACCGGAGACACCGAGACAAUGACGACAAACUCAGAAGUCCAGGAAGAGGAUCAGGGAGAAGAAGAGGAAGAUGAAAAGAGUCAAAGAACCAAGAGAGAGGAAAGUAUGAAGGAGAAAGUAUGGAGAAGAGACGAAGUCAAAAGUGAAAGCAGAAGGAACCGAGAGGACGAAAAGAGGAGGAAGCACAGGAGAGGCGAGGCGGUUGAGAUCUUAAUCAACGGACGUGGGAUUCUGACUCCUGCUGACUCUGAUUCGGACAUUGAGGUGGGAGGACCUGACUCCUCCAAGGCCUUUACGUCCCGCAGUGACUUCCCAGUAUUCCCGGUUGAUUCUAACGGUAGAGGGACUCCUCCUGCUCUCCGCCGCCAAACAUCCAGUCCAGUAUUAUCUCUGAGCUCCUCCCUGGAGUCCCUUCUGGCUCUGGGUGGGGAGUUAUUUCCCUCCAAAGACCAGUUGCACCGUAGCACCUCUUUGGAGAGUUGCCUGGUGCCGUGUCGUAGUGCUGAAGACACCGGGGGAAGCAUGGCCAGCCUCGGGGAGCUGGAUCUGGUGCGCAGCAUAGAGGUGGAAGGAGGUGAACCAGUCAAGGACAAGAACAAAAAAAGUGCGCAAGGAGAACCGUCUUCUGGGGAGCUGAGCCGAAGAACCCUUGACCUCCUGAAACGUCUCGAGAACAUCCAGAGUCCUCUGGUCGCGAAUAUGACCCGCAGUGUUUCCGACAUGACGCUUCGGAGCAGCUCCCAUCAGCGGAGCAGACUCCCUGCCUCACCCUCUCUCGGUGGAUGCCACUCCCCUCUUUCUGGGAUUUCAGGGUCACCAAGGAAAGGACCGCCAUCCCUGAUCAAUGAGAGUUCUGCGACGGCAUCUCUGACGGAACUGAGCAGCAACGAAGACUCCUCUCUGGGGUCUGAGGAUUGCGCCAUGCGCAGAAAUCAACACCACCUCUUCCUGGAUCCCACAAUGGCCGCCAACGCCAACACGUGUUGCUACAGGAAGCGUUGCCAGGGUCACGGGCGAGGAGGGCAAGGGAUGGACGAAGCAGAUGCAGCCAGUUUGAGUCUUGUCGUGAACGUCUCCUGUAAGUCGGCAUGCACUGAUGAAGACGAGGACGACAGCGACCUUCUGUCUUCCUCCACGCUCACACUCACUGAGGAGGAGCUUGGAGUUCGGGAUGAAGAGGACGAAGAAGAGGAGAGGCUGAGCGGUGCUUCCUCUGCUAACGAUGAUGACGAAGAGGAGAUGGAGGGGUCUUACGUCCUGGGGCUGGAGUACAUGAAGAGGGAGCUGCAGAGUUGGAUUCGAUUUCCCCGAAAUUCCUCCUCUUCCUCUUCCUCUAAAACAGAGGCGGGCCUCCGGGACGAGCUGCAGUGUGGAACCAACCUGCCCUCGACAUUCACCUCCUCCUCCUCGCAGAACAAUGAGCAGCACUGCUACCAAAACCGCUCCAAACAAGUAGAAACCAACACCAAUAGCGGCAACAACAAAACAAAAAGAGAUAAUAAGGACCAGGAAGAAGAGGAGAAGAACCGCAGGAAUGCAACAAGGAGCUACAUCAGCCAGUUUGUGGACGACGUGGAGAACGGAAACGUGGAUCAGAGCUGUUUGAAAGGGAAAGACGAGGACGAUGAACUCCUUAGAGAGGAGUCGAGCGUGUUCACAAAGAAGGGCGAGUCACUGAGGGAGUCCUACAUGUUCGCCAAAACAGAGGAGUCAGAUCAGGAUGUUAGCGACUGGAUGAAAACAGAAUCAACGAAGCAGCUUUCUCCAUCACCGUCCUGCGAUCUCAAUCCCUUCUUGUCCAAAAAUGCUUCCUCUUUAGUCGGACAACUGAGAGGGGAGUUACCCUGCCACAGCUCCUCCCUCCCCUCGCCGCCUUCCCUCUCUCCUGUUGAAAACGGCACUUCCCAGGAUGCCUUGCACGACAGCAGGACAGCAACCGGGGUGCGGAAAGCCAUCACCAGUCAGGAGAAGUUCAAAUUCUCGUCUUUUGUGACGGAGGAAACGAGGAGGGUGAGAGACAAAGAGACGUCCCGGCCUCCCAAAAAACGCCACAAUUCUCACUCCUCCUGCUGCAACCACCUGCCCUCGCCCUCUUCCCUCCAACCAUGCAGUGAAGCCGAGGGAAAGAAAGAGAACGUGCACGACUUUGUAAUGGAGAUUAUUGACAUGACGUCACUGGCGCUGAAGAGCAAAGAGAUCCAGUCCGAAGAACCGAACCAGAAUGAAAGUCGGUCCGUCCCAGAACGAGGUCCUGCAUCGGCACAGAUCAAAAACAAGAUCCUCGAACACUCCCACCGGCCUCUCCACCUUCGUAAGGGAGACUUCUACUCGUACCUGUCGCUCUCCUCCCACGACAGCGACUGUGGCGAGGUCAGCCAGUGCUCCGAAGACAGGGGCUCCUCUCCGACUCCGUACAACAUCCCGUCCUACGUCACGCCGACUCAGGGCCUACACAGCCCGAGCCCCGAGCUGUUCACCAGCACCAGGCAGCAGAUGUCAAACUCGGCCCCGUCUUCCAGGCAGACGUCACCCGGCUUUGAAUCCAAGAAGAACUUCUGUGCUCUUGAUUUGAAGUCGGGCAGCCCCUCGAUAUCUCUGCCCGCUAGCCCGGAGAUCAGGGACGAGGAGACGCUGUUUGCUGCCUGUACGGAGGAGGUUUACCUGGGCCCGCCUCUCUGCUACAGCAUGGUGCUCACUAAGAAACCACAGCGCUUCCUGCUGAAGGAAAAUCUGGAGUUCCUGCCAUCUUUGGACUCCAAGCUGAACAGUGUAGCUAACUUGCCUUGUUCACAACUACACGACAAACCAGGUGAUAGUCUGAUGUCUCCCUCGAAGGAUAGAGACCACCUGUACUUCCAACGAUCCACAGAGGGAACACAGAGCUCAUUCUCUACCUUCCUGGAGCCUUGUCACAGCUCUUCUUCCAGCUACUCCGCCUGUCUCCAGGGCCCUGGCUUUACCGACAACCCUUCCUCCCUUCCACUCGCCGGGGAAGAGAAGCGAGGUGAGGACCUGUACGUCCUCUGUGAUGUCGCUGGAGGAGAAGUCGCGGCCGCUGCGAGUGUCAUCUUGCUGCAGGAGGAGAGGAGUCGUAAUGAGGGGCCUCCUUAUCUUAAUCCCCGGGCGCGUGUCGCCCCGAUAGACUCCUCCGCAGCUGAAUGUUUGGCAGAUACUAAAACGCUCGAAUCCAAUAUGGGCGCCGUAAUGACCAAGAUAAGUGUCUGCAGCUCCGCUACAAAUCCCUCAAAAGAGCCAGCCGCCGCCGCCGCCACCACGCGUAUUAAUCCCAAAAUUAACCGCUCGCUGAUGAGAGAGGCAGAUAGGGGGGAGGAGGGGGAGAGGCGAGGAGAGGUGGAUACUCGGCGGGUGAGGAGAGGAAGGAGUGGCUCGCAGCAGGAAGGGAAGACGGCGACGGAGAAGCAGUCAGCUGUCAAUCAGACCACCAGAACAGCACAAACCUCAGUGAGACCGCCCACCUCCAGGACCCGGACAGUCACACGAAUCCCUGUGCUGGGAUCAGGAACCUCCAGGAUCCAGAUGUAAGAAGGGGAUCUCCUUCCCUCUCCUCCCCGCUGAGCUGAUCUCUCCCCUGUCCUCGUCUCUCCAGAUCCCCCCCCCACCCCCCGAACUCCCCAAAUCUCACUGCUGUAACCGGACAGAUCUUUAAGAAACUGGAAGGAAAAACUCAUCCUGCAGCUUCAGGGUUAUAUCCCACAACUUAUUCACAGUGAUACUGAUUUCAGGUUUGAGUUUCUGAGUGAUUUAUGAAGCAUUUUUUUAGGGUUUGGCUGUGCAUAUGUGUUAGUGUGUGGGCAAUAUGUAGUAUUUACAUCUUUAGAGAAGAAGAGUCAAGAGCUCAGAGGGAAACAAUGUGCAACAAUACAUCCAAGAAGCAUUUCAGUGUGAUUUAAAAUGUGGUUUUAGGAUUAAAUACGGGAUAAAACAGUGUAUUGAGUUCAAGAUUCAAGAGCUUCAGGAUGGAUAGAAGGCAGAUAAGUUGUUGGACGGAGAAAUAUGAAUUGCAGUGAAAUCCAAUAUGUGUGAAAGGAGUAAUUGAUCCAUUUUUUGCAGCUUAAGAGAGAUAUUUCGCUUAGGAGUCACAAUGUUACAUGUCCUGUUUAUUACAUAAAAUCCUACUUAAAAUUGGGCUAAUUAGGGGUAAAAAACUGUCUUCUACACUUUUACACACUUCUUCCUCUGCUUAUUUCUUCUGGAUGUACUUCAGUAUUCUUCUACCACAUCUUCAGCCGGUUUGCAUGACUUCCUACUGUACCUUCGUUCUUAGUGCUGCAGUUGUGUACACACUGUUGCACAGGUAGCAUGCAACUUUCUGACAAAAAACACCUGGAGAUGAUGUCAGUAUUCAUUAUAUGUUGCUGUGAUACACUCCGUAGAUCUUUUUGCCAUCCUGUGACUUAUAAAUGUUGUAUGACUCGGUGCAUAAACUGUAAACAGAGUCACACAACCAUGAAGCCUCAGUUAUCUGAGAAAAGUGAACUAAACCGUUAAAGCUAUCAUUCAGAAAGUGUUGUUUAGGACUUGCUUUUAAAAGAAAUAAGGACAUUAUUGAUGCUCAAGAUCGAGGAAAACUAGGAAUAUUAAUACCUGUCGAAAGCCCCACAUUUGUUGAACUUCAGGAGAUAUAAAGAGGCCAAAAAGUUGUAGUUAAAGAAGCUUAAAGUGCACAACGUAAACUGUAUUAUCAUUUCUGUAAAAGCAAUACGGAGGAAAAUCAUUGCCAACUAUGAAGCACGCUGCUAGACUUUGAUUUAGACGUCAAACCCCAAAAAUGCCAAACCUAAAGACGGAUCAGUUGUGCAUCUAAACACCUAAUCAAUAUAUAUAUAUUUACCUUAACUUGACCAGGACAUCUCCUAGCUGUGUGAAUUGUAUUUUGGGAGCAAAGGUGGAACCGGUAUGUGGAAGUUGAAGAAGGAAAGAUGUUGUUCCUUAGAUGAGUUUGUUGGAUCGGAAAAGGUUGUGUAAGGGACUGAGAACGGACGGAUAGGGAUGAGUUUGGAGAACGUGUUAGAGCCGAAAUACUUCUAAAUGAUGGAAUAGAGUGGCGCAGUAGUGAGUCCUAAAACCCGUAAAAGACUUCAAAGAACCACUUCUGGGUUCCCUCGUCCGGAUGUCGAUGUUUUUUUUAACGUGUUUGUGGUUAGACCCUCUGUUCUACCACAUAAACUCCAUCAGUAAAUACCCCACUGAAGGAUUUCCGAAGCUCCUACAUGCUAACAAGUGACUAAAUUAACCACCAAACGUCAUCGUGCCGAGCAUUAGCCGCCUUUAGCUUGGCGGUGGUGAUGCGCAGACAUGAUGUAGUUCCUUUAUAACCUUUCCUUAGCUUUUUACUUCUGCCGAUUGCAUGUACCCUUCAAAAACCAUAAAGUGGAGCUAAUAUGUGGAAUUUAUCCUGCUGAACAGAAAUCCAAUGGGGAAAUCCCACUGGCUUUUGGACGAUGCACCCCUUCUGCACCACUCUAUUGAAGUGUCAUAUAACUACUUUACUUCACUUGAGACUCUUGUCCAGUGUGAGUAAACAUUUGAAGGGACAGAAUCAGUUGUAAACCGUUCAGGUGCAACUUUGUGAUAGAUUCAAGGUUGUCUGACUUCAAAUGUGACAAAGAGUACCUGAACAAACCCUUAGGUUCUUCUUGAGGCAGGAACUCGUGAAAAUGCAGUGGUCAAUCCUCUGUAGAAGGUUCAGCCUGCAAUUGUGCAAAAAGGUGAACUCCUUGGAAGUCAGGUCCUUUCCUAGAGGCUCCUCCAAAUUUUGCUUGGAAAUGCGCUAUGGUUUCCUCAGACCAAGAACAUCUUUGGCAGACCAGUAGACACAGUUACCAUUUACAACUUUGGAGGUAACUUGACCAAGUGUAUAUGUUAUCAAUGAUUGCUUGAAGCUGUUACAGGAAGGAAGAAGUCAUUCGUUGAGGUCUUCUGUAAAUCUUCUGAGAAUUUAGUAAGAGCAAAGUCUCUGGCACAACUUCUUGGUGGUAAGGAGUACCUGAAUGCACCAUGAGUUUUCUUUCUAGGGAGGAAAUAGUGAGGAUGCUUUGGUGAGUCCUCUGUAGACCAUCUCAUGUUCAUCCUGCAGUCCUUCAACUAUGCUUAGUCUGCGUCCUUAAGGAUGCACAGAAUCAUCGUUCUGCAAACUGUUCAUCGUUGAGGUUUGGUGACGAAAUAUAGGAUUUACGUUCAUUACCUAUACGCCUGCUUUGCCGUUUGGCGAAGUCAUUGUGCUCUGAAUCGAUGGAAAUACUAUUCACACCCAUCAGGUCAAACGUAGCUCUACCUGUGAACUAUAUAUUAACCUCUCUCUGCUGACAGCAACGUCUGCAAAACGAGGGAUAAACCACUUCUAAAAGACGGGAUUUUAUCUAUGCAACACGACCAAAGUUGGUGUUGUUGUGUAGGCGUUGAGGUUUGAUGACUGUUGGUGGGGGCGUGUGUUGUUAUACUACUGCUGUAUGUAAGUAAGUACACCAUGUAUUGUUCAUUUUUUAUUUUCUAGAGAACUCAUGAAACGAUGAUUAGCAGUGACGCUGGGGGUUUUCGGGGAUCGGUAUUGAGAAGGUGUGCGUAGGACAAAAUAGGGUUUGAAAUCUUUCAAAUAUAAUUGUGUGCCUUGCUCUACUGUUACUACUUCUACCUUUUUUUUGUUUUGUUAUUUAAAAACCACUGCUUUCUUUCCCAGUUAGGUGAUUAAAAAAAACAUGCAACAAAAAAAUCAAAUGUGAAACAAAAAGGUUCAAGAUGUGUAUAUAUGUAAAGGUGUGAAACCUUGGUGUAAAAUGCAGAGGGAGGAAUGCUUGGUGUUUGUGUUUAUUUAACUAUGUAUGUGACCUGUGAUGUGGAAUAUCUUUAUUAUUAGUAUUGGCCAUAAAGAGCUUGACUGCAUGGUUCCUGCUAACUACAAUGUAAAACCAACUGUUGACAAAUAAACUUAAUUUAU
Eleginops maclovinus (Patagonian blennie) is the source of this 11032-nucleotide messenger RNA. RefSeq names its product A kinase (PRKA) anchor protein 6 (gene akap6). NCBI's taxonomy places the organism in Eukaryota, Metazoa, Chordata, Actinopteri, Perciformes, Eleginopidae. Gene Ontology annotation, molecular function: protein binding. The record is from RefSeq and is a predicted model, not a curated record.